AUGUUAUCCAGAGUAUCCAUAAGAUCAUUGCCACUCUAUACACGUUCAUUUGCAACAACUUCUAUAUUAAGACAAUCCGAGCUUACUACUGCUACAGAUUCAAGUGGUAAAGAAAUUGUUUCUGGUGCACCAAGAGAACUUGUGACAGAAAGAGUCGUCAGAAUCUACCAAGAAGCCAAACCUGCAACACAAUCUGGUCACCACAACGGUAGUCACUGGAAAUUGGACUGGGACGUUUUAGGCAAAGGAAAUAGAUGGGAGAACGAUUUAAUGGGUUACCAAGGAUCUGCCGAUUACAUGCAAGGUACCAUAAUGAAAUUUGACACCAAAGAAGCAGCUAUCAAAUUUGCUGAGAAUCAAGGAUGGGAUCACUAUGUGCAAGAACCUAAGAAAAGACAUUUCAGAAAGAAAGAUUAUUCAGCAAACUUCUUUCAUUCAGCUGGACCAUUGAAACAUAUAAGAACAAAAUAG
Molecule: messenger RNA, 471 nt
Organism: Candida dubliniensis CD36
Lineage: Eukaryota; Fungi; Ascomycota; Pichiomycetes; Serinales; Debaryomycetaceae
Exons: 1
Coding region: 1-471 (156 amino acids)
Biological process (GO): electron transport chain
Source: RefSeq, a predicted model, not a curated record